AUGUCUUCUCUGACUUACAUCAACGAAGAGGGCGCCGGCCAGAAACACAGCGACCUUUGCCAUUAUUCCCAGGCAGUCAUUUUGGGUGACGUUGUCAAAUGUUCUGGACAAGGAGGCUGGGAGCAGACCGGCGCCUUGGAUGCCGAAAAUAUUCCACGCCAGGUGGAUCUAGCUUUCAGGAAUGUAGACAGGGUGCUGCAAGCCUCGGGUCUCCGCGGCUGGGAAGACGUUUAUUCAAUCAGCUAUCAUGUCGAUAUUGGCUCCUCAUAUGAUCUCACCGUCAAGAAGCUCAAGGAGCGCAUUCCGGCUCAUCGACCUAUUUGGACCGCUAUUGCUGUACCCCAGCUUGCAUUCCCAGCGAUGAAAAUUGAAAUUGAAGUGGAAGCGAUCAAACAAGCCUGA
Messenger RNA from Penicillium maclennaniae, 402 nucleotides. RefSeq lists its product as uncharacterized. NCBI's taxonomy places the organism in Eukaryota, Fungi, Ascomycota, Eurotiomycetes, Eurotiales, Aspergillaceae. The transcript has a single exon. The coding region runs from base 1 to 402 and encodes 133 amino acids. The record is from RefSeq and is a predicted model, not a curated record.